Molecule: messenger RNA, 1623 nt
Organism: Peniophora sp. CBMAI 1063
Lineage: Eukaryota; Fungi; Basidiomycota; Agaricomycetes; Russulales; Peniophoraceae
Source: the annotation of a GenBank genome assembly
AUGUCUUCCAACGCCAAACCAUUCGCCGACACCUUCUCCCCGAUGGACUGGACACCAACGAUUUCGAGCUUCGUCAAGCUGUUGGGACUUUGGACAGCUUACAAGCUCUGUAAGCGCUUCAAGCACGUUUCCGCCCUUUCUUUCCUCCCUGGUCCCCCAACCGUCAGCUAUGUCUGGGGCAAUCUGUUCGAUCUCAAGAAGGCACCCGUCGGAACGCGAUACAACGUUUGGCGCAAAAUAUACGGUCCUGUCUACACGCUUCGCGAACUGCUCAUGGAGCCUAUUCUUGUCAUGGGGGAUCCAAAGGGUGCACUACACGUUCUCAACAAGUCUACAAUCUACUGGCGUCCUGCGAUUGACCGAGUCAUUCUGGCAUUAUGGUUUGGUCCCAGCGUCUUAUCCACCGAAGCUGAUGUACACGCCCAAAGACGGCGCAAGCUGAACCCAGCCUUUACACCGCAAUCCGUCAAGCAAGUAUCGAGUGUAUUAACUGAUCUCACACACUCUCUCGUGAGCGAUUGGGACGACAAACUUGGUCCCGACGAAUCACUAGUGGUGAAUGUGGCCGAAGCUCUUCACCGCUUUGCCCUAAAUGCCAUCUCAAGGACAAUGUUCGCGUAUGACCUCAGCGACUCAACGGGCUCUAUACCAUCUCUACUCAAGAACAUCUCCGAGGGACCAACUGGUCCUGAUACAACAUUAGCGCGCACGGCCGCGGUUAUCGUUAGCACCUUUCCGCAGCUGAUGGGCCUUCCCAAUCCCAUGAAGUCGUGGGCGACUAUGCUCCGCACGGAACUUAGAAAGAUCGCCGAAGCUGUGUGGGAUUCAGCAGAAGAGAUCGAGACGCUGGAAGGAAUGGACGCUCGCGCACUUGAAGUCCUCAGCCAGGCGAACAAGAAUGGAGACUACGUCUCCAAAGACGAUGCGGUGGCAGAAAUUGUCGGUCUUCUGUUUGCUGGAUCGGAAACCGUCGCGAAUGUUAUGGGGGAGUUUCUUUACGAACUUGCGCAUCAACCUGCCGUUCAAUCCAAGGUUCGAGAAGAACUUACUGCAUUCGAAGCUCGCAAUAGUGGUCCCCCAAGCUACUCGGAUCUCUUCGCGUCGAGCAAGAACGGACUGGAAUACUUCAACGCCGUGAUCAUGGAGGUCCUGCGAUGCAAAGCCGUACUGAUGGAGAUCACGCGUGAAGCAAAUGUCGAUGACGUCAUUCCCCUCUCCCAACCUCUCCGAGGAAUGAAUGAACCCGUUCUACACGUUCGGAAGGGCCAAAUAGUGUCCAUACCUGUUCGAGACGGGCUCAACGUUGACACCACCAUAUGGGGCGAGGAUGCUGAUCAGUUCAGACCCGAGAGAUGGCUGGAGAACGAUACUGUUGAGCAUGGAAUCGGACCGGGAGGCGUGCUAACUUUUGGUGAAGGGACGAAAGCAUGCGUUGGCCGACACUUCGCGAUGGCCGAGUUGAAGAUCGUUAGUUCGACUCUGAUUCGUAACUUCAGCUUCCUUCCCUCUGAGGCGGAGUUUGACAUCGACUUCUACCAUCUUGGGGGUAACACCGUCAAGCCCAAGGUCCGCGGGAAAGAAAGCGAAGGUGUACGGCUUCCACUUCUUAUCCGACGCUUGUGA